GAUGCCACUGGAUUGGUAAUCAGAAACUGGACUGUCGCCCCAACUAAAACUGCAGCCUGAUCUUUCGUCAAAAUCUGGAAAGAAUAUGAGGAAGAAGCUUGAUGCUCGACAAAAUUUUCCCGAAAUAUUUUUCGUCAAGAUGGCCGCCGCGAUGAUGCAAAGAACAUAUUGUGUUUUGCGAUCUUUUCGCUCGCCUGGAAAGGUUUUGGCUUGUCGCGGCAAGGUGAAAUCGGCAAGAAAGACCGUUCAGGUUACCGAAGGCCCCAGAGAUUAUGUGUACUUCUUGCACAAUCAUGUUGUGCCUUUGUAUUCGUUUGAAGAAGCGAUUGAUAAGUUGAAAACGCACUCUGUUGCGGAGGGGAAAAACCCGGAACAAACUGUUACGAUGUGUGUGAAAUGCCAAGGAUUGGAUAAAGAAAUCCCUUCUUUCCGUGGGACGCUUUUGUUACCCAGACCAUUUGGCAUAACAAAGAAGGUCCUGGUUUUUGCUGAGGGCGAUGAAGCGAAGGCCGCAGCAGAUGCUGGUGCAGAGAUUGUAGGUGGAGAGGAGCUGUUCCCCCAGGUGGAAAACAAUGAACUGGAGUUUGAUCAUUGUUUGGCAUCAUUGGAUAUGGCAGAAAAAAUCAAACAUUUGCAGAAAGUAUUAAGAGAAAAGAUGCCUCACACUAGACGAGGUAGUGUGACCGAUGACUUGGCAAAUGCAAUUCAGGCAUUCAAAGAUACCCGGGUGUACAAAACAGACAAAUAUGGAUAUGUAAACACAGCUAUAGGCAUGCUUAGUUUUUCAUUGGAAGAUCUUCAUUUGAAUGCUGCCGUAGUCAUUGAUGCUGUCCUGAAAAACCGCAGAACUAACAAAGGAGAGUUUAUCCGAAAGAUUAGUGUGACUUCAACCCAGGGACCUGGAUUUAGACUUUAUCACGAGAAACUUGUUCCGUCUUCGAAAAUGCGGUCCAAACAUUGAUUGUUACAAAUGUGAUUGAAUGAAUAUAUUUAUAUGUAUGAAAUCCAUAAUCUUACAUAAUUGAAACCGUUUUUACA
Molecule: messenger RNA, 1038 nt
Organism: Dendronephthya gigantea
Lineage: Eukaryota; Metazoa; Cnidaria; Anthozoa; Malacalcyonacea; Nephtheidae
Product: 50S ribosomal protein L1-like
Exons: 8
Coding region: 86-961 (291 amino acids)
Source: RefSeq, a predicted model, not a curated record